AUGGACACACUGUUUGUUCUCACGGGAAACUGUACUUUGAAAACGGUCGAGUCAGCCAAAGAAAAAAAGCUGGUCACAACCGUUAGAGCGACGCUAGCCUGCUGUCACAAGCCGGUCAGUAUUCGUCGAGUACAGUUCGUUCUUCUAGUAACCCGUUACGUUAAAUUUAGUAACAGUUCCAUGACUAGGAAGAUGAUCGACUUCUCGAAGUUGAGCGAAGACGGGCUUAGAGAGUUCAAGAAUAGAUACGACGCUUACAUAUUCGACAUGGACGAGACCCUGAUUCAACAAAACGGGUCUCCGAUUGAAGGCGUUGAAGAGGCUCUUAACGAAAUUGCAGAGAACGGAAAAUCGAUUAUGGUUUUCACAGAUAACUGCUUAGCUGUAUUAAAAGAUGUUGCCGAGAGACUUAACGGACUUUUUCCUGUCAUCAAAAAGGAAAACAUCAUGAACGCAGGACAUCUUGUAGUGAGGUACCUAAAGGAAAUAAAUUUUAAAAAGAAGGUAUACGUUAUCGGAUCUGAAAAUGGAAUAAUUGCGGAUCUUAAAGAUUCCGGAUUCGAUGUCUUAUACGAAAACCAGGUAAGGGUGGGUGCAGUGGUGAUCGGCAGCGAUCUCAACUUCAAUUACCUCAAGAUGUUCAAUGCAACAAACUACCUCGCUGAUCCGGAAGUGUUGUUAAUACAAACUCAUGUUCCUGUUGUUGUAGCAUACAAUCCCAUCAUACCAGGGGUAGGAGCUAUUAUUGCCUCCUUGAAAGCUGUUUCAGGAAGAAAGGAUUCGACUGCAACGGGAAAAGGUAGCGAUUAUUGCAGCAAGUACCUCAAGUCAUUUGGGUUUCCAGCCGAAAGGUGUCUCUUCGUAGGCGACGGGAUAUCCAACGAUGUCGUGGCUGGCAAUCGGACAGGUAUGGAUACCAUGCUCGUCCUUACUGGAGCGUCAAGUUUGGAAAAUGUUGAAAAAGCAAGGGCAGAAAAUCUUCAUGAGCAAAUACCAACUUAUUACGCGAACUCAGUUGCUGACUUGAUCAAAGCUUUCAAAACAUAAAUAUAAUUAUUAUAAAAAUUUUGCAAUAACAUACUUAAACUCCAAUCAGUAUUUUUGUAAGUUAUCAAUCCAAACAUAAAACAUUUCAGAUGUAUUGUAGUGAAAAAUGAAGAAAAAAAAAAACAUAUUUCAGUUUUAUGAUUUUUUAGUUAUUCUGGAUUUCUUAAUUAUAACUCUAGAAAGAUAUUUUCCUGUUGAUAUUUGUGUCACAAUUUACAAGAAGUCUUAAAGAAUUUUUGCUUAUAACGUGUUUACAAUAAAAAUAUAGUUAUAAUGUAUUUAAAUUUUUUUAAAAUAAACUUUUUCUUUACAAAAUA
Molecule: messenger RNA, 1364 nt
Organism: Nezara viridula (southern green stink bug)
Lineage: Eukaryota; Metazoa; Arthropoda; Insecta; Hemiptera; Pentatomidae
Source: the annotation of a GenBank genome assembly